This is a messenger RNA of Linderina pennispora, 2633 nucleotides long. RefSeq lists its product as uncharacterized. Gene Ontology annotation, molecular function: protein-macromolecule adaptor activity. NCBI's taxonomy places the organism in Eukaryota, Fungi, Kickxellomycota, Kickxellomycetes, Kickxellales, Kickxellaceae. The coding region runs from base 24 to 2594 and encodes 856 amino acids. Gene Ontology annotation, biological process: organelle fusion; vesicle-mediated transport; intracellular protein transport. The transcript is spliced from 9 exons. Gene Ontology annotation, cellular component: HOPS complex; endosome. The record is from RefSeq and is a predicted model, not a curated record.
CAGACUUUUUAUACGUUUUUCAAAUGGCGAAUUUCCAGCUCAGGCAGUUCCACUUUUUCAAGCGCGACACGCUGGGCAGCCUGCCCGAGGUGUUUUCCAAGCCCGAGCUGCUCCUGGCCUCAAACAGCGGCGACCUCAUUUUCCUGGCUGACGCAGAUGGGUACAUUCACAUAGUCAACCGGUCGUUAAUAGUCAAAUCGUUCAGCCGCAUGUUGCUGACCAUUGAAGAAAACGUCAACACAGCAGCCACACGGCCAGUCAUCAAGCUGUGGGCAGUGGACCGGCUUUUGCGACAAGGCGACACCCAGCCUGUCGCUGUCAAAUACCAGCAGCCAAGCACCACGCCCUACCCCUUGACGGCAGUUGCAGCUACGCCAUCAAUCGGCCAGAUCGCGCUGGGAUUCGCUGGCGGCCAUAUUGUGCUGAUUCGCGGCAAUAUCGCCAAGGGCAAGGCAACGAAGCAGCGCACAUUGCAUCUGGCACCAGAACCCAUCACCAACCUGCACUUCUCGACAGACGACACAGGCACUAAUGUAGCGCUGUUUGCAACGACGACUGCUCAGACGCUGGUGUUUGACACUGCAAGCUCGUCGGGCGCUCGGGCGGAGCCAAACGUGCUGGAAGAGCGCGGGUGCGGCAUCGGGUGCUCGAUGGUCAAUGCACAGCAGACGAGGCCUAUCUACUUUUACACUGCGGAUGGCCGCGGUCCAUGCUUUGCCUUCGAUGCACCCAAGGUGCUGCUCCGGCACUACAAGCACUACCUGCUGCUGGCUACGGCGGUGCCCUCGGCCAUGGCUCCCAAUCUGCUUGACACGGGGUCUGCCGAGAGUCCUGUGCCGCAGCCCAACAGCCCUAGUGAUUCCAAGACAUAUUCGUACAACGACGCAACCACAUUCACAAUCCUCGAUACACGCAACAAACUAGUCGCAUACACAGGUGUAGUAGCCGGGGGUGUGCGCGGCGUGGCAGCCGAGUGGGGCAGUGUGUUUGUGCUUGGCGGACACGGCACACUGGAUCAUUUCAACGAGAAGGACCUGCUUGAAAAGCUCGACACGCUGUACCGCCAGAACCUAUAUCCGCUGGCGGUCAAAAUGGCCCAGAACGGAAACUACGACCAGGCGAGCGUUGCUGGCAUUUACAAAAAGUACGGUGACUGGCUGUACAACAAGGACGAGUUUGACUCUGCCAUGUCACAGUACACACAGACCAUCGGGUACGUUGAGCCGUCGUAUGAUGCCCAGCGUCUGGCCAGCCUGGCCGGGUACCUGCAGGAGCUGCACGCUGCUGGCAUGGCAUCGGCGGACCACACAACCCUGCUGCUGAACUGCUAUACUAAGCUGCGCGACGAGGAGCGCCUUGACAAGUUUAUCCACACGCAGGAGGAUUUCCAGUUUGAUAUCGAUACUGCCAUCCACGUGUGUCGCCAGGCGGGCUUCUAUAGCCAGGCGCUACAGGGCAUGUACCUGAAGCUCAAGGUCGAGGACCAGGAGGACAUCGAGGCUGCACUGGUAUAUAUGCGCAAGCUCAACGACGCCGACAUUUCUGUGUACCUAGCAGAGUUUGGGCGCCGCUGCCUAGCCAGUCUUCCCAAGGAGACCACAGAGCUGCUGGUCGAUGCUGACAACGAAAGUGAGACCGGCUCACUAUUGCGGUCGCUGCCGUCCAGCGCGCUCUCGCUGCGCAAGAUCCAGCACCUGUUUGCCGAUCAGCCGUCCUGGCUCGUGGCAUUUCUGGAGAGCAUCAUUGCCAAGCGGUGGCAGGAUCCGAGCAGCCUGAUCUCCGACGAGGAGCGCGACAUGCAGUCCGCCUGGAACACACUCUUGGAGCUCUACCUGUGCGGCGUCGAAUCCCCGCUGCAGCACGCACUGGAGCUGCUGCGCAAUCCGUCAGCACAGAUUGACUGGGACCGGGCAUACAUUCUCUAUGCAUCGGCGCUGUUGGAUCUAUAUAUCGAGGAGGACGACGUUGCCAACAUGCAGAAGCUGCUGGUGAAGCAUGGCGAGCAGCAACCGGACCUGUAUGUCAAGGCGCUGCACUACUUUGCGGCCAACCCGCAGCAUGCUGACAACGAGCAGUCGCUGGCGCAGUGUCUGGCGACGAUUGAGCGACAUAAUCUGAUGUCGCCGCUGCGUGUGCUGCAGGCGCUGGGCGGUGACGGCGAGUCGGGUGUGACGCUCGGGAUGCGGCAGAUCGAGACGACCACGCAGCGGAUUGCCCAGAACGAGAAGGAUGUUGUGGCAUAUGCGGCCGACUUCAAGAAACACCACAGCCAGAUGCUCGACCUGCAGACAAAGCCGGUGGUGUUUCAGAGCACCAAGUGCUCGUCGUGUAUGGCGCCGCUGGAUCUGCCCAGCGUCCACUUUAUGUGUAAGCACUCGUUCCAUCAGCGGUGCUUGGGCGACGAGACCGACAGCUGCAUACGGUGCAAAGCCCAGAACCAGAGGCUCGAGGAUGAGCGACUGCGCCAGGAAACCAACAGCAAGAAGCAUGCCGAGUUCUUUGACAAGCUGCAAAGCAGCGACGAUGGCUUUGACGUCAUUGCCAGCUGGUACUCAAUGAGUCCGUUUGCCAACGUCAAGCUGGUAGACCAGUAGAUAUAUUUUUUGUUAAAAAGAAAGCUUUAAUGCAGCGGG